AUGGCAGCAGUAAAUGAUUCAAGGUUAUGUUCAAUCUGUAAUAAACCUUCAGCAAGAUGCUUUUGUAUUGGAUGUCAAAAUUAUUUUUGUUCAAAGGAUUUCAAAGAACAUGAACAACAACUAUCGAUGAAAUUUGACAGUGAAAUAGUAAGUUCUCAUGAUGAACUUCUUGGUCAAAUUCAAAAAUUAGAAAAAUCAAAUUCUUUGGCAUUGGAUCUUUUUGAUCAAAUUGAACAAUGGAAAAGAGCAACAAUCAAUAAAGUCGAAAAAGCAGCAGAAAAAGCUCAUCAUCAACUUAUCGAAGUAAUUGAGAAACAAAGAAUAACAAUAAUAAAACAACUUGAACCAAUCACAAAAGAAAUUCAUUAUCGUCGAGAAGAAGAUAAUUUUAUUGAAAAUGAUAUUGAUCGACUCAGAAAAAAACUCAAUGAAAUCCAACAAAUGCUUAAACCAUUUAUUGAAAAAGAUGCAACUAAAAGCGUCAUUGCUGAUAAUGAUCAAAUUGAUUGGAAUCAAGUUAUCUAUAUUCGAGCAGAACGACAACAACAACCCAACUGUGAGUAUAGUGAACUAAGAAUAUAG
Messenger RNA from Rotaria sordida, 582 nucleotides. The record is from the annotation of a GenBank genome assembly. Lineage: Eukaryota; Metazoa; Rotifera; Eurotatoria; Philodinida; Philodinidae.